Messenger RNA from Pelagomonas calceolata, 730 nucleotides. NCBI's taxonomy places the organism in Eukaryota, Pelagophyceae, Pelagomonadales, Pelagomonadaceae. The record is from the annotation of a GenBank genome assembly.
UGUACGAGAAGGUAUGCUCCCAGCGUCCAGCUUGGCCCGAUGUCUUAACGUUACGUACGGCCGGAGAUCCAGCGACGAAGACCAGAGAGGCGCCCUCACUUUGCGCGCGCGGUGGCGCGUCAGCGCGGCCGCCAAGGCCUGCGCAUCACGCUCCGCAGCACCCAGCACAAUGUCGCCCGUCGAGACCGCCGGAUAUUAUACACACGCUCAUUCGCGCAUCGUCCGGCCUCACGAACCCGCGGGAAAAGAAUUUGGCGAUAUACCACGCUGCCGCCGCGCACCCGACGAAACGCUGCCGCCGCGCCACCCACGAACCCGCCGCGCGCAGGCCCUCGCGAAGCUCCAGUCGACGCGCGCGAGCCUCACGGACUACGCCUUGGAAUUGGACAAGUCCGCCGACGCGAAAACCGGCUACAAGGCCAAGUACGCCGACGGCAAGGACUACGUGCUGGCGACGUACGAGAAGACGAAGACGCAGGUCAACGAGUACGCCGUGGAGCCGACGACGACCUACGCGACGGAGACCUACGCUUAUGUGGGAGACAAGUUCGUGUCGACGAAGGACUACACGUACGAGACCUACGAUUCCGCCAAGACCUACACCUACGACACGACGCUGUCGAUCGUCGAGAACGCGCAGGCCAUGGCCGAGAAGAUGAUGCUCGCGAUGGGCAGCCGCAAGGAGGCGCCCGAGACGGUCGCGGCGGAGGCCGAGGUCAUGGAGGCCUAG